AUACAACACUUAUCGAUUUUGAUAAAUAGAAACAUCGUUGUAAACAGUAAACAUAUGAGAUGACAGUGCGUAGUUGUUUGCUCAGUUGAAUCUGGCUUUGCGUAAAUUGUAUUUGCCACCUGAGUUGUUUCCCUACGAGAAUGAUGUAAAGGGCAGUCCCAAGCUCGAUGGAUUUAGGGGUGGGCAUGAAAAUCCUUAGCCGACCAGGAGAAUUGAACAUCGAAGAAGAAAACCGAGUCUCGUUGGUGGGCUCUAUGGGCUUCACGCAAAACGCCAUAAAAUUUCAGGAUCCAAUCUAGCUCACAAACGAAUUAUUCUUGAGCCCAUAACAUAAUAUCUUUAGAAAGCCCAAAGCUAUUCUAGCAUCCACUAGAAAACUCCGGAUCAAACAGCCCGAUUAGAACCGACAAGAACUUUCUCCAUUGAUGGAUCUUCACUUUAUCCUUGGAAAAAGAAAUGUAAAGAAGACACCAGAAGUCUCUGGAGCUGUGGAGCACGACGCCUAUCCCUCUGCGUUCGUAUGAAUAAAUAGCAGUAGCCCCCUUCCGAUUACCCAAUCAAAUUCAGCAAAACACUUUGGUAGAGCAAAAUCAGUUCGAGCAAUCCAAUCAAGCAAAAAGCAAAUCUUUCUUACUUCCCCAAUCUUUACGAAAAUCAAAAUGUCGCUGAUUCCAAGCUUCUUCGGGAACCGCCGCGGCAGCAGCAGCAGCGGCGCGUGGGAUCCAUUCUCGGCCCUGGACGCUUUCGAUCCCUUCAGGGACUUGUCGACGAACUUCCCAUUCUCGUCGGCUCUCAUCCCUAGCGGCGGGGAGAAUACGGCCUUCGUGAACACGAGGAUCGACUGGAAGGAGACUCCCGAGGCGCACGUGUUCAAGGCCGACCUGCCGGGGCUGAAGAAGGAGGAGGUGAAGGUGGAAGUGGAGGACGACAGGGUGCUGCAGAUCAGCGGUGAGAGGCGCGUGGAGAAGGAGGACAAAGACGACACGUGGCACCGCGUGGAGAGGAGCAGCGGCAAAUUCGUGAGGAGGUUCAGGCUGCCGGAGAACGCGAAGAUGGAUGAGAUCAAGGCCGGGAUGGAGAACGGCGUGCUGACCGUGACUGUGCCCAAAGCCGAGGUCAAGAAGCCUGACGUCAAGGCCAUCGAGAUCUCUGGUUAAUCAUCUCCGUCCUUGACCUUGUGGCCUAGAUGUCAAUCAAUAAUGUGUGCAGCUGAUUUACAUUAUGAUUCAAGUGUGCGUCUCUCUUUGCUGGUAAUGUAUGCAGCUACUAGCUACUGUUGUGCUGUAUCAGAGUGGAUCCUGCGUCACGGAGUGUGUAUUUUAAUAUAAUGUAUAAAGUAAUAUAGUGGUUUACUUGUCAUUCUAUUUGAGUUAGCUGCCACAACAGAAAACAAAAUUAAAAUGAAAACGAAACUGUUAUUUUCUGGAAAACAAAACCUGAAAAAACCUUGUUUAGCUGAGAAUUUUGGUAAGUCCUGAAGCUGAGUUCUGAAAAUGAAACCUGUUUAGUUGCUUCAUUCUGUUUUCUGAUUCUUGAUUAUCAUACAACCCUAGCCAUGAUUAUAAUUUUUAAUUCGAAUUAAAUAGUUUUUAAACU
Molecule: messenger RNA, 1596 nt
Organism: Linum trigynum
Lineage: Eukaryota; Viridiplantae; Streptophyta; Magnoliopsida; Malpighiales; Linaceae
Source: the annotation of a GenBank genome assembly